AAAAAUGAUUGCUUCUUUCAUUAUUUCAACAGUCGGUCUUCCCUUUUUUCUCCGUCUUCACAAGCACUUUUCUUCUGUCUUUCUUUCUUUCGUUCUCACUCUUUCUCUUCUUCUUCUUCCUCGUCACCACCGCCGAUACAUACACCUUGCCCCCAAUGACGACCGAGCGGUCUUCGUUGCUAGAGCGUAGACGACAGUCAAACUACAACAGCGUCCAAGAAUUUCCUACGCUAUCAUCUUCCGGUGACAUCCGUGCCAUCAGCAACAUUUCUGCCCCACCUACACUCAUCAGCCCUGGGUUCCCUAGCACACCCAGUCUGCGAGAUGAGCGCCACCAGAACCGCUUCAAGCUGUUCAACAAGCGCUUAGGCUCAUAUGACGAGGACCGUCAAGGACUGCUUAAAGAAAACACUGGUCUUCGAGUGUGGUACGAAUCUUAUUCUACAAUCGAUUGGAUCCACGAAAUCAUCAAAGAAGGCGUCCGUGUGCGUAAGCUGCGGGAAGCACCUGGCUGGCGCGGGCGUUGGGACAAGGCCAAGGACGCCUCGCAAGCGUGGAUCCUCGUCAUAUUGACGGGAGCAGUAGUGGCGUUUAUUGCUUGGUUCAUUGACGUUGUCCAGGAAUGGAUGUCCGAUCUCAAACAGGGAUAUUGUACGACCAACUGGAGGUACAAUAGCAAAUUCUGUUGCUGGGGAAAAGAAGAAUGGCGGACAUGGCCCGAAGUCUUCCACACUAAGACUGAAAGUGGCUCCUACCAUGUUGCUAUGCUCAUGUACACUGCUCUUGGUCUACUCUUGUCAUUAACUGCGGCUCUGAUGGUCGUAUGGUCGGCUGAAAAAGUUGUUGCCCGGGCACCACCUUCGCAGUCCAUGUCAAAACCCACAACGCCAGCCAUCUCCUCAUCAAAGCUGGAAGACAACGGUCCUACCAAACAGCAGACCAAGAUCGCAUAUUACAGCGCAGGUUCUGGCAUUCCAGAAGUCAAAGUCAUCCUUGCCGGUUUCGUAAUCAAAGGUUUCCUUGGCAUUAAAACCCUGUUCGUUAAAAGUAUUGGCAUGAUUUUCUCAACAUCAUCAGGACUGAACUGUGGCAAAGAAGGACCGUUUGUGCAUUUCGCUUGCUCAGUCGCCAACAUUUUCUGUCGAUUGUUUGAUAAAUACAACAAAAACGAGAGCAAACGGCGCGAAGUGCUUUCGGCGUCAGCUGCAGCUGGUGUUGCUGUCGCAUUCGGCGCUCCAAUUGGUGGUGUUCUUUUUAGCUUGGAAGAAGUUAGCUACUACUUUCCCAUCAAAACCAUGAUCCGCAGUUACUGCUGUGCAAUGGUUGCCGCCAUGGUGCUCAAGAUCAUGGAUCCUUUUGGCACAGGCAAAAUCGUGCUGUUUCAGGUUCGAUAUGACAAGGAGUACCACAUAUUUGAACUCUUGCCAUUUUUGCUCACUGGCGCCUUUGCUGGUUGCUUCGGUGCAUUUGUCAGCUACUUCAACAUCAAGUAUCAGCAUCUACGGAAGACAACGUUUAUCAAGAAAUAUCCAGUUGCUGAAGUCCUUUGCAUCAUGCUCAUCACGGCUGUCGUUAGCUUCUGGAACCCAUUCGCACGGAUGGGCUUGAACGAGUUUGUUGCCAAUCUGUUCUCCGAAUGCUCUGAGGAAGAUGAUAACGGAGGCCUUUGCGCUGACGACGUAUCCGAGAUUCCGCGACUUCUAUACCUGUUGCUGACCACUUUGGUUAUCAAAAUGUGCUUGACAAUGGUCACAUUUGGAUGCAGGGUACCUGGCGGCAUUUUCCUUCCGGGCCUCAUUGUCGGUGCCGUCACUGGCCGUAUUAUUGGAUUGAUCAUGCAAUAUCUUACCUUGACCUAUCCUACGGCUUGGCCAUUCACUGCAUGCGCUGAUGACCUUGCCUCGCGGGGUGAAUGUGUCAUUCCCGGAGUAUAUGCUAUGGUCGGAGCAGCGGCAAGUCUUACUGGUGUCACUCGUACAACAGUAUCCUUGGUCGUCAUUAUGUUUGAGCUGACAUACUCGUUGACAUACGCUGUGCCGAUUAUGAUUGCUGUGAUGGUGGCUAAAUGGGUUGCUGAUGCCAUGUUCGUUGAAGGCAUAUAUGACCUACUCAUCGAUCUCCAGAUGUACCCUUACCUCGAUGCACGUAAAGCUUACGUUCACACCCACACGAUUCAAGAUCUGACCGAGCGAAACCACGAAACCAUCGAUAUCGAUAAGCUCAAUACCGUUGGCAAGCUCUACGAAAAAUUAGACGAUAUCGCUGCCAUGGGAUACAGCGAGGACGGUGGUUUCCCGAUCCUUAGUAGCAACCGCAAAUAUCUCGAAGGAUACAUUGCAGCUUCUGAACUGUCACAUGCACUCAAUGAGCUUUGUCGGUAUUUCGACAACAACCCAUAUCCCAUGACUGAACAGGAACGCAGAGAGGUGCCAGUUUAUUUCCGCCGCAGUGAUCAAGACAACAGUCUGAUGGUCGAAGCAGAAGACAAUCCAGUGCUAUGUCUAUUGCCUUCAAACGCUUCGGUUGAUACUACCGAUACUGAGCAACGCACACGACCGCCGCUCAACGACUUUUCAAUUUAUGUUGAUCAGGCACCAUUGACUAUUAAUCUCAAUGCAUCCAUGGAGUUGCUCAUGGAAAUGUUUGUCAAACUUGGCGCUCGUUAUGUGUGUUUGACGAAGACAAACGGCCAAUAUCUUGGCAUUAUUCACAAGCGUACCCUGCUUGCAUAUUUGAAGACCUUGGAGGAAGAGGAAGGAGAGUAACAAUCGUACAUCCUUUGAUUCUUCCUCGUACAAUAGUCUUCUCUGUUACAUAUAUUAUUCUAGAUUCCCUCUCUCAUGAUUAACAUGUUUGAUCCGCUUUCCCUUAUUAUUUUUUCCAUUCUUUUUCGUGUAAUAUAUAUCUCUUUUCUCCCUUCUCCCUUCUCGCCUAUUGCUUUUUAUACAUACAUAUCUUCUUUCUUGUUCUUUCUUCUUUCUUGCUUAAAUAUUGCUUAAAUAAAAAAGUGCUACACAUGCUAUACAUAUCAGAUCAUUAUU
Molecule: messenger RNA, 3041 nt
Organism: Zychaea mexicana
Lineage: Eukaryota; Fungi; Mucoromycota; Mucoromycetes; Mucorales; Lichtheimiaceae
Product: chloride channel
Exons: 11
Coding region: 156-2765 (869 amino acids)
Biological process (GO): transmembrane transport; chloride transport
Cellular component (GO): Golgi apparatus; early endosome; membrane
Molecular function (GO): voltage-gated chloride channel activity
Source: RefSeq, a predicted model, not a curated record